This is a messenger RNA of Oryctolagus cuniculus (rabbit), 908 nucleotides long. RefSeq names its product proteasome assembly chaperone 1 (gene PSMG1). NCBI's taxonomy places the organism in Eukaryota, Metazoa, Chordata, Mammalia, Lagomorpha, Leporidae. Gene Ontology annotation, molecular function: proteasome binding. The record is from RefSeq and is a predicted model, not a curated record. Gene Ontology annotation, biological process: proteasome core complex assembly. Gene Ontology annotation, cellular component: endoplasmic reticulum.
CCCCGGGAGACCAUGGCGGCCACGUUCUUCGGAGAGGUGGUGAGGGCGCCGUGUCGGGCGGGGACCGAGGAGGAGGAGGAGGAGGAGGAGGAGGGCCGGAGGGAGACGCCCGAGGACCGGGAGGUGCGGCUGCAGCUGGCGCGGAAGAGCGUUUCUGUCAUCAUUUGUUAUGAAUUCAGGAGUCUGGGAAGAAAUCGGUUGUGCUAAACUCUGGAAUGAAUGGUGUAGAACAGCAGACUCGACCCUCUUGUCCCCCUCGGAGGCUUUUUGUGUGUUUUAUCAACUGAAAGCUCAUCACUCGGUGAUCCUUUGUCAGUGCAGCUGCUACGUUGCUGAAGAUCAGCAGUAUCAGUGGCUGGAAAAGGUGUUUGGCUCUCGUCCAAGGAAGAACAUGCAGGUAACCAUUCUCACCUGUCGACACGUUACGGACUAUAAAACCUCAGAAUCUACUUGCAGCCUACCUUCUCCUUUCUUGAAAGCUCUGAAAACCGAGAAUUUCAGAGACCAAACGUGCUGUUCGCUGCUGGAGCAGCCAAACAUCGUCCAUGACCUGCCCGCCGCAGUUCUGAGUUACUGUCAGGUGUGGAGCCUCUCUGCGGUUCUGUACUUGUGCUACACUGAUGUGAUGAAACUGGACCUGAUCACAGUCGACGCGUUUAAGCCUGUGCUUUCUUCCAGAAGCUUCAAAGGUUUGGUUAAGAAUAUUCCUCAGAGCACAGAGAUACUGAAGAAAUUGACGACAACAAACCAGAUUCAGAGUAAUAUUUAUACAUGACCUCAGAGACUGUAAUGCGUUUCCCUUCCAUUCCUUUAAGGGGAGCAGUGUGCCCUGUUUUGUAAGUUACUUUUUUUUUUGAUGGGUGGAAUAUAUUUUGAAGGAGACAAAAAAUAAACUGUAAGAAAAUUAA